AAAGAUUUUAAUACUGUGUUUGAUGUUGACAGGUUAUCCUUCAUAAAGGAUGUACGAGUAAAGCUAGUCCUAAAGGAGAACGCAGUUCCCAUUUUCCAUGCCCCUUACCGAAUUCCCUACUCAAUUAAGGAAGCUGUGGAGAUGGAAUUGAAGGAGAUGUUGGAAUCUGGAGUUUUGGAGAAAACCAAGUAUUCUGAAUGGGCGAGUCCAAUUGUGGUAGUCCCGAGGAAAUCGAGUAAGAAAAUAAGAAUUUGUGUCGACUUUAAAGUAACCUUAAAUCCUAAUUUAAAAACGGAGCAUUAUCCUUUACCAUUAUGUGAGGAUAUUUUUAAUACAGUAUCCAAAGGCAAAUACUUUACUACAUUAGAUUUGUCGAAUGCAUACCUGCAGCUGCAAGUCAGUCCGGAAAGUAGAGAAUUGCUUACUAUAAAUACCCAUUUGGGUUUAUUUCGAUUUACCAGAUUACCGUUUGGAAUUACGUCUGCACCAGCUAUUUUUCAGUCAGUAAUGGACAAUAUUUUAAAAGAUAUUCCAUCAUGCGCGUGCUACAUUGAUGAUAUCAUCAUAUCGGGUCAAACAAUUGAUGAAUGCAGGGACAAUGUCAGGAAAGUACUUGAAAAAUUGCAGUUACAUAAUGUCAAGGUUAAUUUGAGUAAAUGUCAUUUCUUUCAAGAAAGCAUUGAGUGUCUUGGUCAUGUAAUCGAUGGAAACGGUAUACGUCCGAUGAAGGCAAAAAUUGAUGAAAUUUGUUCGAAAAAACCACCUACGGAUUUAACUCAACUGAAAUCAUUUCUUGGAUUACUCAAUUAUUAUAAUAAAUUUUUACCUAUGGCCUCAAGCGAACUAAAAUUAUUGUAUGACUUAGAAAGGAAAAAUAUUCCCUUUGUUUGGACUAACGAACACCAACGAGUGUUUGAAAAAUGUAAAAAUAUGAUUGUAAAUAGUAACUUUUUAGUGCAUUAUGAUGUCAAGAAACCCAUAGUAAUUGCAGUGGAUGCUUCACAGUAUGGAGUAGGAGCUGUAAUGUCUCACCUAAGUGAUGGCGUCGAGCAUCCAAUAAUGUUUGCAUCUAGUACCUUAAGUAAUAGAGAGAAAAAUUAUGCACAAAUCCAAAAAGAAGCCUUGGCGAUAAUGUUUGCUGUUAGGAAAUUCCAUAAGUAUAUUUAUGGACGGAAAUUCACGCUAAUUACCGAUCACCUACCACUAAGAACAAUAUUAAAUGUCAAGACGGGUAUUCCAACGUUGGCCGCGUCAAGAUUACAAAGAUGGGCGUUAGAAUUAUCCGCAUAUGACUACGAAAUCAAAUACAAAAAAGAAUAUACCAAAAAAGGAUGGCCAGAUAAAUUACCAGAUUUAGGAUUGAAGGAUUAUUUUUCAAAACGUCAUGAGUUAAAUAUUGAAAAUGAAUGUUUAUUAUGGGGAAAUCGUCUUGUUAUUCCAUUUGAUCUUCGAGAAAAGGUGUUGGAAAUACUUCAUAGCCAACAUAUAGGAAUUGCAAGGAUGAAAAUGCUUGCAAGAAGCGAAGUAUGGUGGCCUAGUAUGGACCUACAUAUUGAAGAACAUGUUAAACGAUGCGAAAUGUGUCAACUACAUCAAAACAAACCCAUUGAUGUACCGUACACACCGUGGUCGAAAACAUCUAAAUCCUGGAAGAGAUUACACAUUGACUUCUUACAAUUUAAGCAAUAUCAUUUCUUAAUUGUUGUGGAUAGUCAUAGUAAAUGGUUAGACAUCUAUUUAAUGAAACAUGGAACGGAUUCUUCAAAAACGAUUGAAAAAUUGCGUCAAAGUUUUUUGCAUUUUGGAAUUCCAGAAGAGAUUGUUUCAGAUAAUGGUCCUCCAUUUUCAGGAGAAGAAUACAAGAAAUUUUGUUCAUCCAAUGGAAUAAACUGUUUGCUAACUCCACCACUACAUGCGUGUUCGAAUGGCUUAGCUGAAAAAAAUGUGCAAACAGUCAAACAAGCGUUACGGAAGUCCUUAUUAAACCCGAACAACAGUACGAAAUCAAUUCAAUUAAUUUUGGACAACUUCAUAUUUAAGCAUAGGAAUACACCAUCAGUAUCAACCGGAAUUAGCCCAGCAUCCAUUAUGUUAAAGCAACAGCCGAGAACAAAAUUGACAAUGUUAAAAACAAAAUUAUCAAGUACACUGAAAGAGAGGGAAGAGAAAGUAAAGAUUUAUGAAGAUAGGAGAAGAACUAAGUUGCGAGAAUUUGUUGAAAAUGAAAAAGUGUUAGCCUAUAUUAUUCAAGGGAGGAAGCCUGUGUGGAUGGAAGGAGUAGUUAUGCAGCGAGUCAGUGCAGUUACAUAUCUAAUUAAAUUAAACGGGAAUAUAAGACUAAUGCACGCUGAUCAUUUGAAGAAAUCGUACAUAUCAGAAAACAUUACGUUGCCUUAUGAAGACUUACCAGACAUCCUAAUACCUACCGCACAAGAGAAGCCAUCAGAACCAUUGAUCGCACAACCAUCUACGUCUGUACCUAAACCCACUGUACAACCUUCGCUACCCUUAUCACAUCCUGUCCCACUGCGUAGAUCAGCUCGAGAAAUAAAAGCUCCCUCAAAGUUAAAUUUGUAAUGUAGAUGUUUUGUCUUAUUUUUAGAAGGGAGAAAUGCUGUAUAGUAGCGACACCCGGCAACGCCGCAAAGUGAGUGACAACCUCGACAGAGCGGAAAAAUGUAAGGU
Messenger RNA from Photinus pyralis (common eastern firefly), 2685 nucleotides. RefSeq lists its product as uncharacterized. NCBI's taxonomy places the organism in Eukaryota, Metazoa, Arthropoda, Insecta, Coleoptera, Lampyridae. The record is from RefSeq and is a predicted model, not a curated record. The coding region runs from base 142 to 2577 and encodes 811 amino acids. The transcript has 2 exons. Gene Ontology annotation, molecular function: nucleic acid binding. Gene Ontology annotation, biological process: DNA integration.